Coffea arabica (coffee) is the source of this 1044-nucleotide messenger RNA. RefSeq lists its product as uncharacterized. The record is from RefSeq and is a predicted model, not a curated record. NCBI's taxonomy places the organism in Eukaryota, Viridiplantae, Streptophyta, Magnoliopsida, Gentianales, Rubiaceae.
AUGGGUCAUGGUUACAAAAGUCCAUCCUAUCAUUCUUUGAGAGUUAAUUUGUUGCGAAAUGCCAAGAGAGAUGUGAAAUUGGUUUUUGAUUCUUUUAGAAGUACUUGGACAGAAACUGGUUGCACUAUAAUGGGUGAUGGAUGGAAAGACACUAGGCAAAGACCAUUGAUUAAUUUUUUGGUUUAUUGUCCUAAGGGUAUUUCGUUCAUUAAAUCUGUGGAUGCAUCUGAUAUUGUAACAAGUGCAGAAAAUUUGUGCAAUUUAUUUGCUGAAAUUGUUGAGAUGGUUGGUUCAAAUAAUGUGGUGCACUUAGUUACUGAUAAUGCUAACAAUUAUAAAGCUGCUGGGUCUUUGUUAAGUGAAAGAUAUCUGAACAUUUGUUGGUCACCGUGUGCUGCACACUGCAUCAAUUUGAUUUUGAAAGACAUUGGUGAAAUGAAUGAUGUAAAAGCUAUAGUGUCUCUUGCUUCAACGGUGACUGUUUUUAUUUACAAUCAUAAGUUCACUUUGAAUUGGUUAAGAAAGACUACAGGGUGGAAAGAAAUUAUUCGUCCAGGUGAAACUCGAUUUGCAACUACCAUUAUUGCAUUAAAAAGUUUGCAUGAUCAUAAGGAUAGUUUUCAAUCUUUGGUUACUAGUGGGGAUUACAAACAAUUUCUGAGAAUAGAAAAAGAAAAAGAUGUGAAGCAAAUCGUUUUGGAUGAAAGGUUUUGGAAUAACUGUUUGAUUAUGGUGAGAAUAAUGGGUCCUAUCAUUCGUUUAUUGCAUAUUUGUGACAUUGAUGAAACGCCUUCAUUGGGUUAUGUUUAUGAAGGCAUGUUUAGAGCAAUAAAUGGCAUCAAAAGGCUGUUUAGAAAUAAAGAGAGAUUGUACAAGCCUUAUAUUGACAUCAUCAGUGAUAGGUGGGAUAGAAUGUUGAGAAAAAAUCUACAUGCUGCCGCUUAUUAUUUGAAUCCUGCUUUUCAAUAUGAGAGUGCCACAUUUUGUACACAUCCAGAGGUUAUAAAUGGCUUGCUUGAUUAUAUUGAAACAAAAGUGGAUUGA